CGAAUACAUAAAAACACACACACUGGAGAAAAACCUUAUCAAUGUGACGAUUGCAAUAAACGUUUUACAGACUCGAGCAGUUUGAAAAAACAUAAAAGAACACAUACUGGCGAAAAACCUUAUGAAUGUGAGGUUUGCAAGAAAAGCUUUAUAUUUUCAAGGAGCUUACGAAUACAUAAAAACACACACACUGGAGAAAAACCUUAUCAAUGUGACGAUUGCAAUAAACGUUUUACAGACUCGAGCAGUUUGAAAAAACAUAAAAGAACACAUACUGGCGAAAAACCUUAUGAAUGUGAGGUUUGCAAGAAAAGCUUUAUAUUUUCAAGGAGCUUACGAAUACAUAAAAACACACACACUGGAGAAAAACCUUAUCAAUGUGACGAUUGCAAUAAACGUUUUACAGACUCGAGCAGUUUGAAAAAACAUAAAAGAACACAUACUGGCGAAAAACCUUAUGAAUGUGAGGUUUGCAAGAAAAGCUUUAUAUUUUCAAGGAGCUUACGAAUACAUAAAAACACACACACUGGAGAAAAACCUUAUCAAUGUGACGAUUGCAAUAAACGUUUUACAGACUCGAGCAGUUUGAAAAAACAUAAAAGAACACAUACUGGCGAAAAACCUUAUGAAUGUGAGGUUUGCAAGAAAAGCUUUAUAUUUUCAAGGAGCUUACGAAUACAUAAAAACACACACACUGGAGAAAAACCUUAUCAAUGUGACGAUUGCAAUAAACGUUUUACAGACUCGAGCAGUUUGAAAAAACAUAAAAGAACACAUACUGGUGAAAAACCUUAUGAAUGUGAGGUUUGCAAGAAAAGAUUUACAGAUUCGAGCAAUUUACUAAGACACAAAAGAACACAUCAAGGAGUCGAACCUUACGAAUGCGAUAUUUGUAAGGAAGCAUUUACAACAAAAAGAAGUAUCAUUCAACACAAGAGAAUACACACUGGAGGCAAACCAUAUGAAUGUGAUGUUUGCCAGAAGAGAUAUGCAUUUUCAAACAACUUAAAAGUACAUAGACGAACACACACUGGGGAAAAACCUUAUGAAUGCGAUGUUUGCCACAAGAAAUUUCCAUUUUCAAACAACUUAAAAAUACAUAAACUAACACACACUGGGGAAAAACCUUUUGAAUGUGAUGUUUGCCAUAAGAGAUUUAUUAUUUCAAGCAGAUUGGAAAAACAUAAAAAAUUGCACACUGGAGACAAACCUUAUGAAUGCGAUGUUUGUAAGAAAAGAUUUACAUAUCCAGCUGGUUUAAAAGACCAUGAAAAAACACACACUGCAGAAAAACCUCAUGAAUGUGAGGGUUGCAAGAAAAAGUUCAAAACAUUACGGACUUUAACACAACAUACAGUUACAAUGGCAUGUGGUUUUGAAAAACGUGAAACAACAUACACGGAAGAAAAACUGUAUGAAUGUGAUGUCUGUGAGAAGAAAUUUAUUUAUUCAUCCCAAUUGGAAAGACACAAAAGAUUGCACUCUGGCCACAAACCUUAUGAAUGUGAUAUUUGCAAGAAAAAAUUUAUAUAUAAAGAUGGUUUAAAGCAUCAUGAAAAAACGCACACUAAAGAAAAAGCUUUUGAAUGUGACAGUUGCAAGAAAAAGUUUAAAACAUUACGGACUUUAACACAACACACAGUUACAGUGACAUGUGGUGUUGAAAAACAUAAAACAACAUGCACUGAAGAAAAACCUUUUGAAUGUGAUAGCUGCAAGAAAAAGUUUAAAUCAAAAUGGACUUUACACCAGCAUACGAUUAAAAGAAGACACGCUGGAGGCGAAUCGUAUGAAUGUGAAGUAUGCAAGGAAAAAUUCACCAUGUCUUGUGGUUUAAAGCAACAUAAAACAACGCAUAUUGAAGACAAAAGUCGUGAAUGUGAUGUUUGUAAUAAAAGAUUUUCUCGUUUGAGCAUCUUAUUGAAACAUAAAAAGACACAUGUUGACAAACCUUAUAAAUGUGAUAUUUGCGAUAAAGGCUUUGCAGUGUCAAGAUAUUUGGCAAGUCAUAAGAAAGUACAUGUUGAAAGAACUUUUGAAUAUGAAUGUGAUAUUUGCCACAAAAGAUUUGAAACAUCAAGGGGUUUGGAACAACAUCAAAGACAAACUGAUGAAACGUUUGGUGGUAUCCAAUAUGUUUGUUCUCUUUGUGGCCGUGGUUUUGGUCAUUCCAGAAACUUGCAAGAACAUAUGGCUACUCACAAUGUGAAAGAUGACUAGUUAUUCUUAAUUCUAUAAAUGAAGUUCACGGGUUCUGUUGUGCUACAAUCAAUGUAUAUAGAAAUAAGUGAGAAAACAUUUCUAUCAUUUAUAAGCGAUCACUUUUAAAUACAAGCUUAUUUUGUGAUUGAAGGAGGGUUGAUAUUGAUUUUGAAAUAAAAUCGAAAUGUUACCACUUACCAUGUCUUCUUAUAUCUUGUUAACUCAAAUCUUGGGGAGCAAAGAUGCUUUUAGUGGGAGAAUAUUUUAUAAUAUAUUUUCUUAAGUUACCUCAUCACUGUGUGACCAGAUUUUGACUAGAUACUAGAAUGUCAGUAGCUUACCUUAAUGUGUUUCGUACCAGGGGCGUAGGAACCGGGGGGGGGGCAGGGGGGCCAUGGCCCCCCAAGUUUUGGCAAGUGC
Paramuricea clavata is the source of this 2622-nucleotide messenger RNA. NCBI's taxonomy places the organism in Eukaryota, Metazoa, Cnidaria, Anthozoa, Malacalcyonacea, Plexauridae. The record is from the annotation of a GenBank genome assembly.